Messenger RNA from Xylaria bambusicola, 2031 nucleotides. RefSeq names its product Sodium/hydrogen exchanger family-domain-containing protein. The transcript has 4 exons. Gene Ontology annotation, molecular function: antiporter activity. Bases 153 to 1952 code for a protein of 599 amino acids. NCBI's taxonomy places the organism in Eukaryota, Fungi, Ascomycota, Sordariomycetes, Xylariales, Xylariaceae. The record is from RefSeq and is a predicted model, not a curated record. Gene Ontology annotation, biological process: proton transmembrane transport. Gene Ontology annotation, cellular component: membrane.
CCCUUACAUCAUCGCCAAGCCGCGAAUCUACGCUCAACCUCCUUAGGCAUAUUGUCAAAAUUACGUUGGAUGUGUAUACGGUAUCGAGAACUCUCCAUGGCUCUAUGGCCUAGCAAACGAAAUAAAAAGAAGAGUAACGCACCAGCGCAAUAAUGUCCAACUCAUCAUAUCUGUCAUAUCACGAACCCUCCCUAGUCGAGCUGCUCAUCUCAUCGACGUUCCUAUUAGCUCUUAACAGCAUAAACUCCGUGCUAGAUCGUACGCUAGCUUGCGGCCUCGUCGGCCAAGUGCUCCUCGGCACAGCCUGGGGCCAGCCCGGGGCGCAAUGGCUAUCUAUCGACUUCCAGCGUGUAGUGUCUAGCCUUGGGUAUCUCGGGCUCAUCCUCGUUGUGUAUGCGGGGGGCCUCGAGACCGACGUCGUGGCGCUGAGGAAGAACCUCGUUCUCUCAGUUGCUGUCGCAGCCACGGGCGUCAUCGUCCCCAUUGGUCUAUCUUUUGCCAUACUUGCCUCCUCUGGUUCCUUCUUGGGAACGGUGGACAGUGGCGCGUUGCUAUUGCCCGCCUUUGCUGCCGGCGCGGCUCUGUGCUCUACGAGCUUGGGUACUACGUUCUCCGUGCUACAAGCAAGCAGGCUGAGUCGUACGAGAUUGGGAGCCGUUUUGGCGUCGGCGGCACUGAUUGAUGAUGUAGUUGGAUUGGUAAUGGUGCGGAUCAUUACUAGUCUCGGACAGCGAGGAAAUGAACGUAUUGAACCAGCAACGAUACUGAGGCCUGUAUUAGUCUCUGUUGCAUUUGCCGUGGUUAUACCCCUUGCGUGCCGCUAUGCGCUGAAACCUGCCCGACGAAUUGCCGAUUGUAUCGCCACAGGACAAGAUAGUAGAGGGGAAGAGAAAGAGGCAAGGGAUUCUGACAAUAAAGCUAGAUUGAGGGCCUGGGUCAAUUCCCAAGAAGCAGCCUUUGUUUUUCAGACAGCGUUCCUGAUCUUACUGGUUGUCGCGGCUGACUAUGCAGGAACUUCAGUUUUACUCGCCGCUUACCUUGCAGGCGUCGUAGUGAGUUGGUGGGGCGGGCAAAGAAGCCGUCCCAACAAAACCUCUCCUGUCGUCGAGUCUCAUCUUAGAGAUACAUCACCGCCAUCAAUAGAGCAACAAACGGAGGAUAUUCAGGAACCCGUGCCAAACGAUGGUGGUUCUCCCAUAGACGAAAAAAGCUGGGAGGUCCCUACCGUAAAACUUAUGGCCCUAAGAGUUUUUGAUACAUAUUACGCCCAAGUGGUUGCUCAUGUACUGAAACCAUUCUUCUUCGCUUCCAUCGGAUUCUCUAUACCGAUAUCAAAGCUAUUCAAGGGCCAAAUUGUGUGGCGAGGUAUCAUCUACAGCAUCCUCAUGAUUAUUGGCAAGCUCGUCUGUGGUCUUUGGCUCGUACGGCUCCCGGGAUCUGUACCGGAUACAAUACGAAGUAUCAGUUCGCUGAUAGCGUCAAAACACAGCCAGGUUUUGUCAAAGAUUCGGCGCUGUCGUCCCGUGCCGAAGACAAAGCCGAACUCUAAUAGUGGCCUGGCAACUGAAACUACAUCGGUACAAGCUUCCCAGGAUCUUCACCUUGACGAGGCUACACCGUCUUCUCCGGGCUCCGACUCGGCAACGCCUCCUAAACCACUUUCCCUAUAUCCAGCAGCAGUUAUGGGCUGUGCAAUGGUUGCUCGUGGGGAAAUCGGAUUCCUCAUUUCAUCAAUGGCAGAAAGCCAGGGUGUUUUCCGUCAGGUAGAUGAGGAUGCCUCCGAAGCCUCUAAAUUCUUCCUCAUCGUUACCUGGGCUAUUUUUCUCUGCACCGUCGCUGGUCCUAUUGGCACUGGCCUGCUCGUAAGGCGCAUCAAGAAACUUGAGAAGGCUGCUGAGCCGUCGAGAGGCGGUGGUGGUCGAGGUGUACUCGGCGCUUGGGGCUUCAUGUGAGGGCUAUAGUCAACUUUGAUGGUUGCAAAUGUAUUAAAUCAGCUAUAUCAAUGAUAUUUAGAAUUCUGAUACCGUUGCC